This is a messenger RNA of Lachancea dasiensis, 717 nucleotides long. NCBI's taxonomy places the organism in Eukaryota, Fungi, Ascomycota, Saccharomycetes, Saccharomycetales, Saccharomycetaceae. The record is from the annotation of a GenBank genome assembly.
AUGGCAAUCACAGUACAGCGAAACGCGCACAUCGGCCGUGUGGCGUCCAUGCAGCGGUUCGCCAACCGCGAGUACGCGGCGGCGAUGUUGAAAGAGGUGGCCCACCUGGUUUCGCUUUUGAUGCGAGAGAAUGGGAUGAAAGUCGGGGAGCUGGUGGAGUUCUACCCUCGAGAUGGGCGACUGCUGGGUAUGAACGUAAAUCGCGGGGCCAAGAUCAUGCUGCGGUUGCGAGAGGCGCACGACGAAAACAGGUUUUUGUCGCGAGAACAAGUGAUGGGUACGAUGUUGCAUGAGCUGGUGCACAAUGAGUGCGGCCCGCACAAUGCAGCGUUCUACCAGCGACUAGAUGUGCUGACGGGGCGCCAGUGGGUGAUCGAGCAGAGAGGGCUGUUUGAUGCGUUUGUCGGGGUUGGGAGGAGACUCGGGAGUGAUCCACGGCGGCGGAGCGGGGCUGCGAGUGUCGCGAGUGCGGCGAGCGCAGCGGGCAGGGCCGGCAGGGCUCGAAAUGGCAGAGUUCUUGGAGGGGCACGAGUAGGCCCAAAAGGUGCGGCGGAAAUGGCCAAGAUGGCCGCCGAAAAGCGCGCACAAGACGCCCAGUGGUGCGGCCGGUCAAGCGCAGCCAUGGCUGCUGCGCAGCCUGAGGUUCAGGAACUGGAAUACAUCGACCUGGAGAGCCCGCGAUCUGCGGUGGUGGCCGAGGUGAUAGAUCUGACGUAG